UCAGUUUUUGUAUAAAUGUGAUAAAAAAUUUGCUGAGUUUACGUGGUGCUUUGUUAACGAACAAAUACCGAAUUAUGUUAGCAAUAUUUUUUUUAGUGUUAAAUUUAUAUUUCGUGGUUUCUGGUCCUGUCCUAGAAACGGACAGCACAUGCACAUCGCCUUGCAAAGCCAUCGAUAACGAAAAAAUAAAUGUCCAUCUUGUGCCACACUCUCAUGAUGAUGUCGGUUGGCUAAAAACGUACGAGGAAUAUUAUCAGGGAACUGGACAAUUUAACAGUUACGAAAAUGCCGGAGUGCAGUAUAUCCUUGACUCAACCAUUGAGGCGUUAGAUCUCAACUCUGAACGAAGAUUUAUCCAAGUCGAAACUGCAUUCUUCUGGAGAUGGUGGAACGACCAAACCAACCAAACCCGAAACAAAGUCAGAAAGUUAGUCAACAAUGGACAAUUAGAAAUGAUCAAUGGAGCUUGGUCCAUGAACGACGAAGCAGCAGCUCAUUACCAAUCAAUUAUCGAUCAGUUCACUUGGGGUUUCAGGAUUUUAGACGAUACUGUUGGCGAAUGCGGGAAACCUAAAAUUGGGUGGCAAAUUGACCCUUUUGGUCACAGCCGUGAACAUGCUUCAAUAAUGAAACAGUUGGGUUUUGAAGGGUUGGUCAUUGGGCGUCUAGAUUACAGAGAUAAAGGCAAGAGAAUCGCUGAAAAGAAUUUAGAUUUUAUGUGGAACACUAACGAUAAUUUCGACGAUGCCAAACUAUUUACUACAAUGUUUCCCGAUUUCUACGUGAGCGAAAGUGGGUUCUGUUUUGAUGUCACGUGCUACAGAGGAACUAACAUUACUGAUGAUAACAUUGACGAAAAGGUCAAAGAAUUUGCCGAGAGAAUGGAUACGUAUAAAGAAUACUACCAAACUAAAAAUAUUCUGUUACCCAUGGGUGGGGACUUUACGUUUCAAAAAGCUGAAAUUAAUUUUGCAAACAUAGAUAAACUGAUCGAAGGUUUCAAAAAUCAUGAAAAAUACAACGUUUUGUACUCCACACCUUCUUGCUACAUCCAAGCUGUUAAAGCCGAAGUUGACAAGAAUAAAAUAACACUGAAGGAAAAAUCCGACGAUUUCUUCCCCUACGCCUCCGAUUCCCACUCCUUCUGGACGGGUUACUUUACCUCACGUCCAGCUUCAAAAAGAUUCGAACGCAUUGGUAACAACUUACUUCAAAGCGCCAAACAACUUACAACUUUUUCGCGAAUUAAUGGCAAUGACGAUGAUAAAAACAUCCUUAAACUGAGAAUGGCAAUGGGUGUCAUGCAACAUCAUGAUGCCAUCACAGGCACUGAAAAACAAGCAGUUACCGAUGACUACAGCCUUCAGCUAGAUGGGGCGAUCAAAGAAGCGCAAAAACCUCUCAGUAAUAUAAUUCGUGAUCUUUUAAAAAAGAAAGAGGACGUCAGUGUUGACCUGAAACUGACGACUUGUCUCUUGUCAAAUAUUAGUAUUUGCGACACCACACAGAACAAGGAUCGGUUUUUGGUCGCUGUCCAAAAUCCACUUGCCAAAACUGUAUCCCAUUACGUACGGCUUCCAGUUAAUGGAGACAAUUACAAAAUCACAGGACCAGACGAUGAGGAGAUUAAAUACGAUUUGUUGGACACUAUGUACGAUUUUAGUUUGAUCAAUGGUGGCGAUCAUGCCACAAAAGAGUUGGUUUUCCAAGCUGUUGAUUUGCCACCAUUGGGUGUAAAACUGUUCUAUGUUGAAAAAAUUGAUGGGACUUCGAAGUCGUACCACAAAUUUGAAGAAAUCACAACUGAUCGCUCAUUUGGGGACAAGAGCAAUGGUUUUACAGUCGAUGACAAAGGAAAAUUAACUACGAUUACAAUUAAUGGGCAAGUGUUGGACAUAGCCCAGGACUUUUACUUUUAUCAUGGUUCUGCUGGUUCUUCUGCUAGCGCCUCCACUAGGGCAUCCGGUGCAUACAUUUUUCGACCAGACGGUGAUGCUGUCCAAGUAACACCAAAGUUAAAAGUACAAGAGUUUGCCAAAGGUGGACUUGUUGACGAGGUUCGACAAGUGUACAACGAUGAAAUCACCCAAAUUAUAAGAGUGUAUAAAGGAAAAGACGACAGUUAUAUCGAAUUUGAUUGGCUGGUGGGAAACCUUCAACGCGAUGACAAGGGAAAAGAAGUGAUCACAAAAUUUACAAGUACUGUAAAAAACAACGGCAUUUUUUAUACCGAUGCCAACGGGCGACAACAAAUCCAAAGACAAAGGAACAAGAGAAGCGAUUACGAUUAUGACCCCAGUGAAGAACCAGUUUCUAGCAACUAUUACCCCAUCACUUCUAAAAUUGUGAUCAAGGACGAGACACAAAAAUUGCAAGUUGCUGUUUUGAAUGAUCGUGCCCAAGGUGGUGGUAGUCUGGAAGAUGGGGAAAUUGAACUGAUGGUGCACCGAAGAGACAGAAGUGACGAUGGAUUUGGUGUUAACGAAGUACUGGAUGAGGUACAGUUCGGGAAAGGACUCUACGUUCGUGGACAACAUUACCUAACACUGGGAAAAACUGAUGGUUCAGGAGCUGUUUUCGAACGAGAUUUGGCGCACAAGAAACUACUCUCACCUCUUAUUUUAGUGGGAGAUGCGACCACUGAUGAACUAGCACUUGACAAAUUGAAGGAACAAUUCAAUUUUAAAUUUGAAGGACUGAAAACAUCGCUUCCUGGUAAUGUCCAACUGUUGACUUUGGAGCCGUGGAAAAACAGUUACAUCAUGCGAUUGGAACACAUUUUUGAAAAAAACGAGGACACUGAAAUGUCCAAAGAGGUCACAGUUGAUCUUAAUGAUCUUUUCACACUGUUUAAAAUUACGGAGCUUACACCAGUAACUUUAGGCGCUAAUAAAAAAAUUGAAACCAAAAGUAAUUUUAUAACACGUCUCACAAGAGCUUUGAGACUUAGCGACAAUGCUGAUCUUAAAAUGACUCUGAAGCCAAUGGAAAUUAAAACUUUUAUUUUCACGACUGAUAAGAACAAUGACGGGGGUGAAGAUAACGGAAUUAUUGAUGGUAAAGAUGAUAACAAUAAUAGUCAAGCUUUGAGGGCCACCUCAGUGUUGGUUAUCUUAAUGUCGGCUCUUUAUAUGCUUUUGUAAAUAAGCUUAAUCCUGUAACUUUAGAAUGAUUGUAAUAAAUGCACUAUGUACUUGGCAA
Molecule: messenger RNA, 3201 nt
Organism: Tribolium castaneum (red flour beetle)
Lineage: Eukaryota; Metazoa; Arthropoda; Insecta; Coleoptera; Tenebrionidae
Product: lysosomal alpha-mannosidase
Exons: 11
Coding region: 75-3143 (1022 amino acids)
Biological process (GO): mannose metabolic process
Cellular component (GO): lysosome
Molecular function (GO): alpha-mannosidase activity; carbohydrate binding
Source: RefSeq, a predicted model, not a curated record